Messenger RNA from Plodia interpunctella (Indianmeal moth), 3341 nucleotides. Its product is annotated as nestin-like. The record is from RefSeq and is a predicted model, not a curated record. The coding region runs from base 58 to 3048 and encodes 996 amino acids. NCBI's taxonomy places the organism in Eukaryota, Metazoa, Arthropoda, Insecta, Lepidoptera, Pyralidae. The transcript has 4 exons.
UUCAACAGAAAUGAUAAAAUAUUACAUGAAUAUUAACAAAGUGGAUGUUUGUUUGAAAUGUUGUUUGAAAAACUGCCCAACGUCAAAUCGUGUUGCUUCUUUGUGCCCAUAAAAUAUGGAGUUAUACUAAUUGCCAUACAUUUCAUGUUGUGGGCUGAAGUGGAACAUACGUACUUGUCCAAGAUAGGGCUUUCCCUCGAGGAUUGCUCCGCUUCCUUGGAAGAAGACGAAUGUCCGUUUAAAUAUAUAAUAUCAGUCGUGGAGUAUGUGGAAUACUUUGAGUCCUUUAUGAGUUUUUUGCCGAGCAUGUUCCUUAUCAUGUCCGUUUUUAUUAAACACCAGCUGAUGGUCACAAUGUUUAUGUAUUUCAUAACCACAACAUACACUAUAGAUUUCAUAAUAGAUAUAUCUGUAAUAAUAAUUAACUGCGCGUUACCGGAAUGUAGAUCUGGUAUUUCCCAAAUAAUCAUAUGUACAUCUUUGCACAUUGUAAUUUACAUAUAUAGUUUAUAUUUAGUACUUGUUACAAAAAGCUUCAGAUCGCAGAUAAAAGCUCAAGCGAGCCUCGAAGACAGACAUGGUCGCCAUCUGCUGAUAGGCGACAAUGAGCAAGUGAGCAAAUACGGAAGACUCAAAGUUACUAGGAGAUACGACAAUUAUACAAAUGCGAAAAACACAGCGUACAAUAACGCGAAUAAUACUGAUGACGGUAACACUAAUAAAUAUUACAUACCCAAGUCUAGUAAAAGUGUGAGAACCAUAAAAGAGGAGACAGAGAACAGAGACGCGGGAACACAACAAGAUGGUGGGGAAAAUAUGAGAAUUACAGAGGAGAAGAUUAAAACUAUAAAAAUUAUUGCGGAGAAAGAAACCGAAAAUGUUGCAACUUCAGAGGAAGACAAAAAUAAUGAAAAUGUGAGACAUAUAGAGAAGGGAAAAAGUGUAAAUGUGAGAUCAUUAGAAGACAGGGAAAACGAAAACACGCAAUCAUUGGGCAUGGAGAGAGGGACAGCAGAUUUCAGACCUAUAUAUACAGAUAAAAGGACUGAAAAUAUAAGACCUUUAGAGAAGGAAGGCGGGGAUGAGGUGAGACCUAUGGAGAAGGAAAGAGGGAAUGAAAAUAUGAGAUCUUUAGGGAAGGAGAGAGGAACUGAAAAUGUAAGACCUAUAGAGAAAGAUAGAGGGACUGAAAAUGUAAGACCUUUAGAGAGGGAGAAAGAGACUGAAAACAUGAGACCUUUAGAGAAAGACAGAGAUAAUGCAAAUAUGGGAACUUUAGGGAAGGAGAGAGGAACUGAAAACAUGAGACCUAUGGAGAAAGAGAAAGGGACUACAGUUACGAUACCUAUGGAUAAGGAGAGAGGGACUGAAAAUGUGAGUCUUAUGGUGAAAGAUAGAGGGACUGCAGUUAUGAUACCUAUGGAGAAGGAGAAUGAAAUUACGAGACCUUUAGAGAGGGACAAAGGGACUGAAAACAUGAGACCUAUAGAAAGGGAGAGAGUGACUGAAAAUGUGAGACCUAUGGAGAAUGAGAAAGGGACGGCAAAUUCGAUACCUCUGGAGAAGGAGAGAGGGAAUGUCAAUAUGAGAUUUACAGAAAGGGAGAGAGUGACUGAAAAUGUAAGACCUUUAGAGAGGGACAAAGGGUUUGAAAAUAUGAGACCUAUGGAGAAAGACAGAGAUAAUGCAACUAUGAGAUCUUUAGAGAAGGAGAGGGAGACCGAAAAUAUAAGACCUUUGGAGAGGGAGAAAGGAAAUGAAAAUGUGAGUCCUAUGGUGAAAGAUAGAGAUAAUACAAAUAUGCGACCUAUGGAGAGGGAGGGAGGGACUGAAAAUAUGAGGCCUCUAGAGAAAGACAGAGAUAAUGCAAAUAUGAGAACUAUAGAGAGGGAAAAGGGGAAUGAAAAUAUGAGAUCUACAGAAAGGGAGAGAUUGAGUGAAAAUGUAAGACCUAUAGAGAGGGAGAAAGGGACUGAAAACAUGAGACCUUUAGAGAAAGACAGAGAUAAUGCAAAUAUGGGAACUUUAGGGAAGGAGAGAGGAACUGAAAACAUGAGACCUAUGGAGAAAGAGAGAGGGACUACAGUUACGAUACCUAUGGAUAAGGAGAGAGGGAAUAAAAAUUUGAGAUCUACAGAAAGGGACAGAUUAACUGAAAAUGUAAGACCUAUAGAGAGGGAGAAAGGCAAUGAAAAUGUGAGACCUACGGACAAAGACAAAGAUAAUGCAACUAUGAGAUCUUUAGGGAAGGCGAGAGGGACCGAAGAUAUGAGACCUUUAGAGAGGGAGAAAGGCAAUGAAAAUGUGAGUCCUAUGGAGAAAGAGAGAGAUAAUGCUAAUAUGAGGCCUAUAGAGAAUGAAAGAGAGAAUGCAAAUAUGAGAUCUUUAGGGAAGGAGAGAGGGACUGAAAAUGUGAGUCUUAUGGUGAAAGAUAGAGGGACUGCAGUUAUGAUACCUAUGGAGAAGGAGAAUGAAAUUACGAGACCUUUAGAGAGGGACAAAGGGACUGAAAACAUGAGACCUAUAGAAAGGGAGAGAGUGACUGAAAAUGUGAGACCUAUGGAGAAUGAGAAAGGGACUGCAAAUUCGAUACCUAUGGAGAAGGAGAAAGGGAAUGUCAAUAUGAGAUUUACAGAAAGGGAGAGAGUGACUGAAAACGUAAGACCUUUAGAGAGGGACAAAGGGAUUGAAAAUAUGAGACCUAUGGAGAAAGACAGAGAUAAUGCAACUAUGAGAACUAUAGAGAGGGAAAGGGGGAAUGAAAAUAUGAGAUCUACAGAAAGGGAGAGAUUGACUGAAAAUGUAAGACCUAUAGAGAAAGAGAGAGGAACUGAAAAUGUAAGACCUUUAGAGAGGGACAAAGGGAUUGAAAAUAUGAGACCUAUGGAGAAAGACAGAGAUAAUGCAAAUAUGGGAACUUUAGGGAAGGAGAGAGGGACUGAAAAUGUGAGGAAGAGAGAAAAUGAUGAUAUGAGAUCUACAGAUGAGGAAGAAGAGGAGAACAAAAAGUCUGGCUGUUCAAAAUGUACGUGGCAUCCGGGCCGCUAAUAUAAAAACUGCGCCCCGGGGCUUCGCUCCCGUGGAAAUUUUGGGAUAAAAAUUACCCUAUGUGUUAUUCCAGGUUAUAUUCUACCAAAGUGUACCAAAUUUCAUAACAAUCCGUGUAGUAAAUUUUAGUGAAAGAGUAGCAGGAAUGAAUGAAUGCGCAUGUUUAUGCACGCAUACAUUCUCACAUACUUUGGCAUUUAUAAUAUCAAGUAGGAUAUUGUAAAAGUAGUGAUUGAAAAUUUUUUUUAUAUUGCUUUUUUUUGUAUUAAAUCUAUAUUAAAUUUUAUUUCUGU